UUGCAGUUUUAUGUUGGACAUCCGACAUGGAUUACACGUUGUUGGUGGUAACUCUGCUAACUGCGUCUUCAGCGUUGGACAUUAAACUAAUAGACAAAGGCGACCUAAAAGUGCGACUAGAAGACAAUUUUCACACGGGUCUUAACCUAAUAUUAGUCCGAGGGGGUAACCGCCAGAUAAUAUCCGUAAUAGGCCGCCAUACUGGGGAUGUCAACGAAACGUCCGUAGAUGGGGAUGUGGUUAUUCAGAACAAUAAUGGUACUAGUGUAACAAUCAGUUCUAAGGAAGCGGAUAAUGGCCAUGUCAUCACAUUCAAAUGGAAGGCAUCUAAAAGUCAACGGUUGGAGGAUUGUAUCAAUUUAGGGAGUCACCACUGGUACGGAGGUCCAGAACAGAAACGACAGUACUGGCCUAUAGAACGACUGCUUCUCCAAGAUUAUUCCUACGUCAGCAAAGAGGCUGACAAUUGCGCUGUCGCCGAACCAUACUGGCUUAGCUCUGAUGGGAUCUUCUACUACUUUGACAAGAAAGUUCCACUAUUCGUAGACCAGAAUAACAUUAACAAACAAGCUGCAUGUUUUUACUCACAGAUCAAACCACCAUACUCUGAUAAAAGAGAAGUUAACGAGUUAGUAUAUGCCAUAGGUAUAUUUGAAAAUCCCCGGACAGCACACGAAUAUGCAAUUCAGAGGUAUUUAAAACACCCAAGUGGCAUACCUGAUGAAAGAAUGCUGACAUAUCCAGUUUGGUCAACUUGGGCUCGAUAUAAGAGGGGUAUCAACCACGAAACAGUUAUGAAGUUUGCAAGUGAAAUAAAAGAUAACGGUUUCCCGAAUAGUCAUAUAGAAAUUGACGAUCUGUGGGAAUUAUGCUACGGAUCACAGACUGUGGAUGUAAGGAGAUUUCCCGAUAUGAAGAAUACAGUAGACAACUUGAAGAGUAUGGGAUUUAGAGUGACCAUUUGGACGCAUCCAUUUAUCAAUAAGAAUUGUGAGCCUUGGUAUACGGAAGCUUUGAACAAAGGGUAUCUAGUUUUAUCUGAAUAUGGUUCAGUAGAAACGAGCUGGUGGAAUGACAAUGCCACAAGCACUGCUUAUAUUGACUUUACCAAUCCUGAAGCCCGUGUUUGGUACACGGAGAGGCUGAAGACUCUUCAGACUGAAUAUGGUAUUGACAGCUUCAAGUUUGAUGGCGGGGAAAGUGGCUGGGCACCACAAAUUCCAGUAUUAAAAGGCGACAUCAAUGACCAGCCUGGCGUGAUUACUGCUGACUACGUGCGGACAGUCGCACAGUUCGGUCCCUUGGUAGAAGUCAGGACUGGUUAUAGGACUCAAGACCUACCCGUAUUCAUCCGAAUGAUAGAUAAGGACAGUUAUUGGACAUUUGAAAACGGUCUACCAACGAUCAUCACUACUCUCCUUCAGCUCAAUAUGAACGGAUACCCAUUAGUGUUGCCAGAUAUGAUUGGUGGAAACGGAUAUAAUGAACCUCCAUCAAAGGAACUCUUUAUACGAUGGUUACAAGCGACAACGUUUAUGCCCAGUCUACAGUUCUCUUAUGUACCGUGGGAUUAUGACGAUGAGACCGUACAAAUAAGUCGGAAGUUUGUAAAACUCCAUGAAGAAUUCGCACCGAAGAUCAUAGAAGCGUGUCAGAAAGCAUCGCAAGACGGGUCUCCAGUAAACCCUCCGAUAUGGUGGAUUGAACCUAAUAAUACUGAGACUUACGAUAUUUGGGACCAGUAUUUACUUGGUGAAUCAAUAUUAGUAGCACCUGUAAUAGAACAUGGCGCAAGGCAACGUGACGUAUACCUACCGAAGGGUUCGUGGCAGGCGCAAGGCGAUCCUUCUAAGGUUUUCGAAGGCGGUGAUUGGAUACGAGGAUAUUCGGCACCAUUAGACAUCUUACCAUAUUUUAUUAAGGCUUAAAAUACAUUUAUAUUAUCCUAAGAUUUUUUUUAAUCGCCAGCGCCAUUGCAUUAAAAAUAUAUUUUGAUAUUUAAAUUAUUUUUAGAACUAUUCAGAUAUCUUAUAAAUGUUACUUGAUUGGGGAGUUACCAGUGAAUAAACUGGCGUGCUUAAGAUAUAAUCAGCCCAGAAAAUUUAUAAUAUGAAUUUCGUUUUAUAACCAAAAUAUAAAUAUUUAUCAAAUCUACUAAUAAUGAUACAUAAUAGAAAUUAGUAUUUUUUUUCUUAGAAUAAAUAUAAGGUUAAUCGAAACAAAUUAUAAUACACAAUAAAAAAUUAUUAAGAAUUAUUACGGACAUCUUUAACAAUUCCUUCACCGAGGAUCUUGAAGUCCUCAAUUAUAGCUUCAAUAUUAACUUUGAAUUUCUUGUCACUGCCUUCAAUUGGUACUAGCGCGUGUGCGUUUGUUAUCUGAAAAAGUUAAUUGUCAAAUAUUUCAAUUUAAAAUCAAGGCAUCACAUGUCCAAUGAUAUUAGUAAAUUCAUAAGUAACUAAAUAAAACAUUCUUUGCAUUAUUAUUAUGAGUCAAUAGAAGUUACAUGGAAAUUAAAUUUAUAAACAAAAAUAAUACUGCCUGCGCUCGUACGAUAGCUUUAACAGCGCGGUUGUAUUGAAAACGAUUUGUUUCGUCAUCAUUUGUUUUUUCAAAUAAACAAGUAUACUCUGAUUUUUAAUUCCGUAGAAUUCUGACAGCUAUCAUUUUUGACAUGUCAGAGAUUACAGACCUUUUUGGCCGGGCACAUUUUUCAAUUUUAAUAUGAGUGAACAUCUAAGUCUAUAAAUUUGUUUUAAUAAGUGCGGUCCUCCACAUUAAAGGUGGAUUUACGGCGAGUGAUAAUUACGUUCCUUUUCAUCAGUAAAAACGCACAAGUAAAGAUAACUUUUUAAAGGUUUACAAAACCUCGAAUUAAUAGGCAGUGAUGCCAGCAAAAUAAUAAAAUAAAGUAACUAAAGUUAAUUCGAUAUACUGUUCGUGAUAUAGAAAUAUUUGUUAUUUUGUAUUGGGUCACUUGAGUAAGUAAAUACUAAGAUAUAUUUUUUUGUAGAUAAACUAUAAAAAACUA
Molecule: messenger RNA, 3031 nt
Organism: Pieris brassicae (large cabbage white)
Lineage: Eukaryota; Metazoa; Arthropoda; Insecta; Lepidoptera; Pieridae
Product: myogenesis-regulating glycosidase-like
Exons: 9
Coding region: 27-1928 (633 amino acids)
Biological process (GO): carbohydrate metabolic process
Molecular function (GO): hydrolase activity, hydrolyzing O-glycosyl compounds
Source: RefSeq, a predicted model, not a curated record